Messenger RNA from Triticum turgidum subsp. durum (durum wheat), 438 nucleotides. Lineage: Eukaryota; Viridiplantae; Streptophyta; Magnoliopsida; Poales; Poaceae. The record is from the annotation of a GenBank genome assembly.
AUGAUUGUACACCUCCUAUGCCCGCUUAAUUGUGUGUUCAUUUUGUUAAUCAAGAAGCAUCUGAUUUUAUGGAUGGGUACGCUAAAAACAUCUGUGCAUAGCGUAAUGCUCCAGCAUGACCGCUUCAUGUGUUGCCUCGAGUCGCGCAGCCACUACGCUCCCGCCGAGGCGGAGGCAGCUGCCACUCUCGACGCCCUCCGUUGCACGCUCUCGCCGGCGGCAUUUGCAAAGCCUUGUCACCGCGCUGCAAGUGUUGCCCCCCUCCUCCCCAAGGGCAAGGUGAAGAAAGGUGCCUGUGUGGUUCUUCUGCAGCUCACAGCGAGGAUUGUUGUGUCCAACCUGCACAAUAAUGCCAAGAAGUCCUUGGAGACGAUUAAGGACAUGUACCUGCACUACAACGAGAGAUCUAGGUUGCUUCUUUGUGGCUUCCAAACUUGA